Monosiga brevicollis MX1 is the source of this 1056-nucleotide messenger RNA. RefSeq lists its product as uncharacterized. The transcript has a single exon. Bases 1 to 1056 code for a protein of 351 amino acids. Lineage: Eukaryota; Choanoflagellata; Craspedida; Salpingoecidae. The record is from RefSeq and is a predicted model, not a curated record.
AUGGUGGCUCACGCUCUGGUUGAGCUGCUCACGGCAGAGUAUCUGGACUCGCUGCUGGAGAAGGUGGUGCAUGAGCUUGCUCGCCGGCUGGUACGCCUCGCACGAUGGCGCGCCUCUCCGCAGAGCCUCUCGACGAUGGUUCUUCUUCUGGGUGAUGCCGUGAGUAUGUGGCGCUGGGGCCAUCGCAUGGCUUCGGCCUGGUGCUCCCUGGCACUUGUCCGAGGUGCUGGAACAACCACACAACAAGCUUGGGGUCGCUGGCGCAGCAUUUGGGCGGUGUUGCUCGUCUGUUCUCGCCGCAUCUUGCGCCAAUGCCUUGUCUGGCUCCAGCAAGGCAUGGACGGUCAUCGCCUACUCGAUCGACGUCAAGACACUUCAGCUUUGGGCGACGACCGCGUCAGUACUGCUCGAGGCCCCUCGGGCCAACAGCACGCCCUGCCCGUCGAGGCCUGGCUCGAGUAUCUGGUUGGGGGUUGGCAACUGCUGGAUGUUGGACUUUCGCUCUCCUCUGCCGCGCGCGUCUCAACCGCUACCUCGGUGCUGGAUCUGUUGACCGGGCUAACCACGCGCCGCAUCCUUCGGGCGGCGCCGAUGGCCGUGUCAUCCAGUCUCCCGGCACCAAGUGAAUCACACCUUCCCCUUGCCCGUCGGUUGCUGCGCGCAACACCCCGCGUCCUUGCAUCCGCGUGGCGACUGCUGCCCAUGGCCGGCUCGAUUCUCAUUUUAUUUGGCGAAGAGCCAGUCCGAGAAUCGACUCUGACUCAGGCUGCGAAUGCUCUUCAGCCUGCAAACUCGGAUUAUGCAGCCCAGGCCAUCCCACCCGGUGCAGCGGCCCAGGGCAGAGAACAUGAGCCCACCGCGGCUAGCUGCGGAUUGUGCGCCCAACCCCCCCGUGAUCCAGCCUUGUUGCCAGAAUCAGGCCGCGUGUGCUGCUGCGCGUGUUUAAGACAAGCGCUCGCGCAGACAGGCAUGGACCCAUUCGUGCAGCGACCAGCUCAAGCAGCCGACUUGAUCCUCCUGUACGCCAAAUCCGCCCUCGAUCUUGAGCCAGCAUGA